AUGGAAAAGGAAAUGGAGGCCAUCGGAACGGAGAAUGGGUCUCCUUUCCAGUUCCUUAUGGAAAGAAGGUCUCCAGUCCAGAUUAGAAAAAUGGAUAUGAUCAAAAGCCAACUUAGAAAAAACUGCUCCUGCUCCAUGAGGAAAAUGAAAAAGACGGUCAUGGACUUUUUCCCUGUGUUACGAUGGCUUCCCAAAUACAAGUGCAAAGAAUACAUUUGGGGGGAUGUCAUGUCUGGCCUCGUCAUUGGGAUCAUUUUGGUACCCCAAGCAAUAGCCUACUCUCUGCUAGCGGGUCUGAAGCCUAUUUAUAGCCUCUACACUUCCUUCUUUGCCAACAUCAUCUACUUCCUCAUGGGCACCUCCCGACAUGUUUCAGUUGGGAUUUUCAGCUUAUUAAGCUUAAUGGUUGGACAGGUCGUGGACAGAGAACUGCUCUUGGCUGGGUUUGACCUCAAUGACGAUCCUCGGGAAGCCGUCAAUGCUGGACACCAAUUGAAUGUUACAGUUUUCAACUUUACCCUCGGCUCUGUGAGCACUGAAUGCGGGAAAGACUGCUAUGCCAUCGGAGUGGCUACAGCACUGACCUUCCUGGCUGGGGUUUAUCAAGUUCUGAUGGGCUUUUUCCGCUUAGGCUUUGUUUCUAUGUAUCUCUCUGAGCCUGUCCUGGAUGGGUUUGCAACAGGUGCUUCGCUGACCAUUUUGACAGCUCAAGUGAAGUAUCUCGUUGGGAUCAAGAUCCCCCGUGCCCAGGGGUACGGGAUUUUAAUAACCACCUGGGUUAAUAUUUUUCGCAACAUUGCCCAGGCGAACGUUUGCGAUGUUGUCACAAGUGCCGUCUGCAUUGCUAUGCUGGUCACAGCCAAAGAAAUGGGGGACAGAUACAAACACCGGCUCAAGGUCCCGCUUCCUACGGAGCUGGUGGUGAUUGUGGCGGCCACUGUGGUUUCUCAUUAUGGGAGGCUGAACGAAGUUUAUGGCUCCAGUGUGUCAGGCGCCAUUCCCACCGGAUUUAUCCCUCCCCAGGUGCCCGACUUCAGCCUCAUGCAGAGGGUUGCGGUCGAUGCUCUCCCUCUUGCCAUCGUCGGCUUCGCGUUCACCGUUUCGCUCUCAGAAAUGUUCGCCAAGAAGUACGCUUACGCUGUCCGAGCCAAUCAGGAAAUGUUUGCCAUCGGAUUCUGCAACAUCAUCCCAGCUUUUUUCCACUGCUUUGCCACCAGCGCCGCUCUGGCAAAAAGUCUGGUCAAAUCAUCGACAGGGUGCCAGACCCAGGUGUCCAGUGUCGUGAGUGCCGUAGUCGUGCUCCUGGUGCUGCUGUUUUUUGCCCCCCUUUUUUUCAACUUGCAGAAGUGCGUCUUGGCCUGCACUAUCAUUGUCAGCCUCAGAGGAGCCCUUCGGAAGUUCAAAGACAUCCCCCAGCGCUAUCGCCUAGACAAAAUCGACGCACUGGUGUGGUGCGCAACCAUGCUCGCCUCUGCUCUCGUCAGCACUGAAAUGGGACUUCUGGUUGGGGUUGUUUUCUCAAUGCUAUGCAUUGUUGGCCGCACUCAGCAUCCUCAUGCUGCCUUACUAGGCCAAAUUGGGAACACUGUCUUCUACGAAGACAAUGAGGAAUACAAAAACCUUCUGCCUGUCCCAAAGGUCAAAAUCUUCCGCUUCGAAGCACCGCUUUAUUAUGCAAACAAGGACUUUUUCCUGAAGUGCCUCCACAAAAGAACGGGCCUGGAUCCAGCUGUGGAAAUUGCCAAGAGGAAAAAGGCCGAGAGGAAAGGACAACAACGUCUUGAGAGGGGAUCGGGCCAGGAAGAGAUGACUCCAUGUCUGCUCCCGAAACAUAGCGACUUCCAAGCCAUCGUCAUAGACUGCUCGGCCAUUUCAUUUGUGGACACAGCUGGAGUGAGCACGUUAAAAGACACACACAAAGACCACCAGGAACUCCAAAUCACUGUUCUUCUGGCUUGCUGCAACCCCACCGUGAUAGACUCUCUAGAAAGGGGAGGCUACUUAGGCAACGAAAACAAGGACAUGCAUGAACUGCUGUUCCACAGCAUCCAUAGUGCCAUUGAGUUUGUACGAGGGAAGGAGAUUGUCACAGAUGCCUCUGUAGUAUAGUUCGAGGUCCAUUAUUUGCCUCUCCCACAACGGGCCCUUGGGAGGUCCUUCAUUCAUUGCACAAAGGUUGGAGCAGCAGGCACCUUGUCUGGUCUUGGGAUUUGCCUUUAAUCCUGGCAAGUGCCCGAAUCUCACGUUCAGUUUAUUCAACUUGUAUGGGAACACAGUUACACCAACACGACAUUUUAACCUCAAAAUUGAGGACAGGUAUAUCGAAACAUCAAAGCCCAUAUGUUACUUUUAACGGCAACUUGGCCUUUUUUAACAGCACACGGUCUUUUUUUCCUUUGAGAAAAGCAGCAAGAGGAUAAGAAUGUAAGAUUGAUUAGGUUUGCUUCCAAGCUUUGUUUCUUGUUUUUGUUUUCAGAGUGGACAUUGCUGAAAAUCCUCGUUCAAAGGGAUGGAUAGCACAAAAAGGCGACAGAUGGAUCACAGGUUUGCGUGCUGAUGCUGUGCCAUCCUAGCUCGAGGAGCUGCAAAGUUUUGUAAAGUCCGCUGCUACAAUGGAAAUGUUAAACUUGCACAACUUCAAGGAGAGCUGGCCCAAGAUCAUUUACGGUGCCCUUGGCAAAAAUCCGACAGACGCUUCCCCCACUGCGGCAGGC
Molecule: messenger RNA, 2714 nt
Organism: Eublepharis macularius
Lineage: Eukaryota; Metazoa; Chordata; Lepidosauria; Squamata; Eublepharidae
Gene: SLC26A1
Product: solute carrier family 26 member 1
Exons: 2
Coding region: 1-2109 (702 amino acids)
Biological process (GO): transmembrane transport
Cellular component (GO): membrane
Molecular function (GO): oxalate transmembrane transporter activity; secondary active sulfate transmembrane transporter activity; bicarbonate transmembrane transporter activity
Source: RefSeq, a predicted model, not a curated record